CGUUCGGACCCUAAUUGCUACAUGUGGGCCCACUCUUUUCAAGGGAUUACUUUUUGUAGACGUAGGCAGACAUCCACAUAGACAUCUAUUAGAUGAAGUCUUCGAGGAAAUGAUAAAUGGAUUAUAACUUUGUACACGCGAUCUCUCGGUAUGGCGAGUGGAAACUCAGUUUCAAAACUGAAUGUUACUUUGGCAUCAGAUGUUGAUGGCUGGAACAAAACUGUCAAUGGACAGUUAGUAAUUGAAUUGGGAAGAAAUGACAGACUCUGUGUGACUGGUUUUGUGCCAAAGAACACACAACAACAGCGAGAACAUGCCAGAAGUCUAAACAUUCAACUUGUUGAAUCUAAGGACCAUGAUGGAUUUUCAUCUGCAGAGCUACUGUGUUUUCCUCCUGAUAAUCUUAAUAUUGAUGUUCUGUUCAUACAUUCUCAUGGAACUAAUUUGGGUCGACAAGCUCAAGCCAUAAAAGAUUUGAAGAAAUGCAAAUGGGUUCAGGUUGUGCAUUCGUUUCAUGAAGAAUGUCAUACAGCUAGGUAUGGAAAUGAAAAUGAACUGCAAAGGAAAAUGUGUGAAAAGGCUGAUGCUGUUAUUGCAAUUGGUUCAAAGACUGCAGAAUCAUGUAGACGAGCACUGCGUUAUUCCUUAAAACAGGAAAAUGUCAUCAACCUCACACCAGGUGUUUGUGAAGACCUUAUUGGUGUGCGCCGGGUUUAUGAGGAUUUGGCAACCUUCCAUGUGCUAAUAAGUGGAUCUUUGAGUCAUUUUAGCAUCAAAGGAUGUGAUGUUGCAGCAAAAGCAAUCAAAUUAUUGAAUACACCAUCUUAUCAUCUGACUGUUGUUGUGAAGUCACAUGAUGAGACUGCUGGCAUCACAGAGGCUUUGCUUAAUGAGGGGAUCAAUUCACAACAACUGGAUGUAUGUGUUGCUGGAAGCCGUGAAGAGUGGCGAAAAUUGAUGUGUAAAGUGGAUCUUGCCAUUAAACCUUCAAGAAAUGAAGGAUUUGGAAUGAGUGGUCUUCUUGCCAUUUCUGCAGACUUACCUGUGCUGAUCAGUGAACACUGUGGACUUGGCAUGGUUCUGAAGACUGUGUUAUUUGGAAAUUCACACGUGGUGGACUCAGUCAAACCAGAGGUUUGGGCUGACAGGAUACAGCAAGUCAGAGAUAAAGACCCAGAACUUCGCCGCGAAGAAGCAAAGCAACUGAGGGAUGGUUACACACAGAAGUUCAACUGGAAGAAUCAAUGUGAGAAAGUAGUGGAGACUCUGUGUAAACUUGGCCAAAAGAUUGAGGGACCUACAGAAAAGCAGGACCAAGAGGAGGCAGUAAUGAAACUUACUAAAACAGUUGAAAAGACCAACUUAUCUGAUGAAAGCUCUACCAGAGAGGAAAAAGACACUAAGAUGAAACAGGAUGUGGUAGAUGCUGGAAGAAGCCUGGCAAAUGAACGGCUGUCAAUGAGUGUCAAAAACUUACCUCUACCAGUAUAUUCGAGAGUCUGUUUGUCACUGAAUGUCCUGAGAGAUGUGCGAUGGGAUGACUUUCGAAUGCUGGGUGAGAAAGUUGGGCUCUCUAGAGAUGAGAUUGACUUUAUACAACAGCAGAGAAACCCCACUGAUGAAAUUCUGAAAACAUGGUCAUCAAAUCCCCAUGAGGCAACAGUGGCAAAAUUGAUUGAACUUUUGAAACACAAAGAUUUUAGAAGAAUGGAUGUGGCACAAAUACUUGAAGAAUGGGUUUCUUCACAAGAGAGAUGAAUGAUAAGUACAAUAAUUAAUAGUUAGCAUUUUUAGAAAUUCUUUCACUGUAGAAAUGCUCUAAAUUCACAAUAACAGCAUUUAUGAGUUGUUACUUCAAAGGGACUUAAAGCUUUUAGAUGGACAUUUUUUUGUUUAUUUUGUUUUUAUCUUCCUUAAUCUUUAAUUAAGAUGUUCUUAUAAUGGCUGACUGUUAAUAAAGUACAACAUAUUGGCACCUUAGUUUUGUUAAGCUUGUGGCUAUGUCAUGUCCCUUACGCAUUUAAAACCAAAUAAAAUUUAUAAAUAGUUGUAUUAAUAUAAUAUGAAGCAAUUUUUUAGUUGUUUUGUUGGAUUUCUAGGGAAAAAUGUUACCCAACAUUUUAGCAAACAAGUGAGGUGAUAAAAUUCCCUACUGUCAGAGAAUCAACGAUUUUUUCUUUUCCUUUUGGUUCACAUUAAACUUCAAUGUUUGACUGGGAAUGUCAAUGAAUCAGAUGUGGAACUUUCCAUGUUUCAUACAUAAAGGCAAUGCAAACAUUAUUUGUCAUGGUGUUUUAAAGGAAACAAUAAUUUUUAUUGCAUUAUAAAUUAUGUAUCUUAUGAGUUUGGUACUGAUGGACCAAACUCGUUUUAAAUGUUUUUAACAUUUCAAGGACAUUUUGCCCUUAUUUAACCCAAGCUUUUCUUAUACUAUUAAUUGAAGCUGUAGCAAUAAAAAAUAUCAGUCAAAAAGUUGUGACAAAAUUCUAUGUUUACUCCAGGAGAACAUAAUUGGCAACACAGAAUGCUUUGUUUAUUAUGGUCACUAAUUUUGACAGUAAAAUGUAUCAUUAUGCUCUGUAAUUUAGUAUUAUCAAGUGAGUUGAUAAUGUAAAUUGGCCACUCUUAAGAGUUUAAAAGCUGAUGUUUCAAGUGUUAACCCUUUGUUGGAGCAAUUGGAGGAAUUGUGGAUUGUGUAUGUUUAUGAGCAAAAAGUGGAGCUGCGCUAUUGGUGGGAAUACAGUGACAACAAAACUAUGUAUCAUUAUACUCUAAUCACUCUGAAACGUGUACAAAAUAUUUUGUAAUAAAUAUUCAGUAAACACAUA
Pocillopora verrucosa is the source of this 2828-nucleotide messenger RNA. RefSeq lists its product as uncharacterized. Gene Ontology annotation, molecular function: glycosyltransferase activity; protein binding. Gene Ontology annotation, biological process: signal transduction. Lineage: Eukaryota; Metazoa; Cnidaria; Anthozoa; Scleractinia; Pocilloporidae. The record is from RefSeq and is a predicted model, not a curated record.